Acanthaster planci (crown-of-thorns starfish) is the source of this 501-nucleotide messenger RNA. RefSeq lists its product as uncharacterized. The record is from RefSeq and is a predicted model, not a curated record. Lineage: Eukaryota; Metazoa; Echinodermata; Asteroidea; Valvatida; Acanthasteridae.
UAUUUACCACUAUCAGCACGGAGACACGAGAUUCUACGAUACGCGGUCAGGAAGAAACGAUGUCUACAUGACGGGUAUUGCUGAUAAAUCAGAGAAGCUUGUCAGGCGAGGCGUGCAGGAGGUCUUUGCGGCUCUGCGCAUCUUCGUGGACUUCCUCCUCAUCCUGAUCCUGGAACUUCUCCGUUUCCUCGCUUACAACGUCUUUGGAUUGCUCUUUGUCGGCCUUCUGACGACAUUUGGUGACUAUUUCUUCAAGCCCGUCCUGGCCGCGAUGUUCAACAGCAUUCUUCAACCUCUGGCUGUGUUUUUGUACAAUGUCGGCAUGGCGCUGAAGACGAUUUUCGGACCGUUGAUUGACAUUUUUAGGGCGCUGUUGAUACAGUUUGCAAUGCUCCUGAGAGCUUUCCGAUUGGUGGAAGUAAACUGGAGGGCGGGGCCUCGUGACACAAGAGGCGUGGAGGAUGUUUAACCACGACCACCUAACAUACUUCAAAAUCCAGA